Molecule: messenger RNA, 1261 nt
Organism: Amphimedon queenslandica
Lineage: Eukaryota; Metazoa; Porifera; Demospongiae; Haplosclerida; Niphatidae
Product: extracellular protease-like
Exons: 2
Coding region: 89-1144 (351 amino acids)
Molecular function (GO): metalloendopeptidase activity
Source: RefSeq, a predicted model, not a curated record
AGGUGACCAGCAGCAGUCAAUCACUUCUCACUAAAACAAGAAAUCAUCUCACAAGAAGAAGGAAUACUCUCUAUCAAGGAAAGGAAUCAUGAAGACUCUACUCUCACUCUUCUGUCUGGUUACUUACCUCACCUGUGCUCUCAGUGCUAAUGGCUGGCCAGUCUCUCUUGACAUGGCUUGUAAUAAAGCUCUUUCUGCAGUUGCUUGCUCUUUUGAGUUUACCAACAAUGCAAAUGAGGAUCUUUAUCUACUCAAACGUAACACUCCUCUUGAAGGACUCAGAUCUCAAUUUGUCUCUGUCUCUCUUGACGGUCGUCCACUAAAAUAUAAUGGUAUUUAUGUGCGCCGUGCUCCUCCUACAAAAAAAAAUUUCAUUCUCUUGAAGGCAGGUGAGAGUAUUUCUGCAACAGUCCAAAUCACUGAUGCCUUUAGCAUUCAUACUGAUGGUCUCUACACUGUACAAUACAGUAGACCUUUACAGUAUCUGUCAGUGAAUGAGAUGAGUGCAAUGUCUACUGGUAAGCUCAGGGAAUCGAUUGUACGUGAAUCCGCUCAACUUUACUUGGAAGACACUUCUGCUCUUAUGAAACCAAAGAUAGAAGAAGUAAAAAUCGACUACACUGUCCACUUCCAAUCCUGUAGCAGUGCUAGUUUCUCUGGUGGUGAUAGACAGAACGGCGAAACACUCACUGCUCAUAAGAAGCUCUGCUCUGGAUCUGAUAAAGCUAAAGGUAAAGUUGGCAAAAAUUUUACUAUAUCUACUACAUGGUUCGGUGAAUAUGAUGCUGGAAGGACGGCUGAUGCUCAAGAAGUAUAUUCAAAAAUAAAGACUGGACUAACUAACACUGCUGUAAAAUACUACAACGAUGGCCCUGAGUGUGAAGAUGGUGAUUAUGCCUAUAUAUAUCCAAAUAUUAAAGAUACCGUCUAUCUUUGUGACGAGUACUACAAUUCUCAAACAUCUUGCAGCACAACUGGUGAAAGCAAGGAGGGCACACUGGUUCAUGAAUGGUCUCAUCUUUUUGGCGAUACUGAUGAUUAUGAAUAUGGUCGCUCUGACUGCAAGGAUUUAGCUGAAAACAAUCCUUCUAGGGCAGUAGAGAAUGCUGAUAAUUACUGUUAUCACUAUUGUGAUGCUCAGUAAUGGAGCUCAUCAGCUAAAAGCCAAGAACUUUAGGACUCAUGCAACACUAUAGGACAUGCACAGUUUAUUUUUGCUUACCUGUAAUAUUACAUUUUUGAUUAAUUAGUUAUCUUGGCU